AUGCCGGUGUUGCUGCAAGCAGGAUUCAUCCUGCAUGGCUCAGUGACGUGCUUUGCUGGGACCCCCAACAGUGCCCGGGGUGCUGCCAUGCGCCUGCCCUGCUGGCUCAUCCUCCUGGCCAGCCUCGUCCCGCCAGUCCUCAGCUCGUGGGGGGUCACCUACCCCAAGGUCCUGCGUGGCGUCAAGGACUCCUGCGUGGUGAUUCCCUGCACCCUGAGCUACCCCGACGACAUGUCAGCCUCCGACGGCAUCGUGGCCAUCUGGUACAAGGAUUACGAAAACCAGAAGACGCUGGUGUACCACUCGGUGGACCAGGGGGUGGAUGAUCAGUUCAGGGGCCGUGCUCAGCUCCUGGGGGACCCCGCUGCUCGCAACUGCACCCUGCUGCUGCAGGGGGUGACGCCCGAGGACAGCGGGCCCUACAGGUUCCGCUUUGAGAUCAUCAAUGGUGACCGGUGGUUGGCAGCGCAGGAUGUGAUGCUGAGCGUUUCGGACAACCUCGAGCGCCCGAGCGCUGCCGCCAGUGAGGAGCAAACCGAGGGGCAAACGUCCGCCUUGGAGUGCUCCACACCCUACGUCUGCCCGCUGGCCGAUGUCACCCUGCACUGGGAGGGCUACGACCCCCAGGUCUCGACGGUGUCCAGCCGAGUCCAGCUGGACACGAGUGGGGUCGGCCACUACCUGACCCUCACCACCUCCUUCUCCUGGAAGGACCACUCCAAAAAGCUGCUCUGCAAAGUUUCUUACGGCUCCGUGCAGGCGAUCGGGGAGGUCACCCUGCGGGUGAGACAUGCCCCGAAGGACACCCACGUGUCGGUCAACCCCUCCACGCAGAACAUCCGCGUGGGCGACACGGUCUCCCUCGCCUGCGAGGUGAGCAGCAGCUACCCCCCCGUCUCAGCAUACCACUGGUACAAGGAUGGGGUGGCCGUGGCCAGUGACCAGAUGCUGACCCUCCGGGACGUUCGCCGCGAGGACUACGGGCAGUACCACUGCGAAGCCGAGAACGCUGUCGGGGCUGGUGUGGCACCUGCCUUGACGCUCUACAUCUUCUGUAAGUGCCAGGGGAGCUCACCGGCGGCCGGGGCAUUGCUGGAGGAGGAGCGGGGCCGCAGGAGCGGGAGGGAGUUUGCCCACCAAAACUUGAACCCCAGCGGGCAAGGUGCUGGCGGCAGGGACCGAACCCAAAUGCCUCCCACCGCCAUCGUCAUCCGGGGGGGGCUGAGGGGCUCCCGCCUGUCCCCAGGCUCUGUCCCACGCCGCAGGGGCGGGGGGCCCUCUCCUGCCUCCGAGGCCAUCCUGAACCCGCUCCCAUCUCCGACAGCUGCAGAGAUCUCAGUGAGCCCCGCGGCCGAGGUGCGGGAGGGGACGGCCACCACCUUGUCCUGCGACGUCCCUGGCAGGGAGGGCCAGGACCUCAACUACACCUGGUACAAGAACAGCGCCUGGCUCAAGGAAGGCACGGCGCACACCCUGCUCUUCCACCACGUAGCCGCCAGCGAUGCCGGCUAUUACUCCUGCAAGGUGACAAAUGACCGCGGCAGUGACACGUCCCAGGCCAUCAGCCUGAGUGUGACAUCCACCAUGCCCCUUAACCGCGACGGCAUCUUGCUGGCGGCCAGCGGGUUGCAGGCGGCCCCGCGCCAGCGGUUCGGCGUCACCGCUUCCCGCAACGCCCUGCGGCUGGAGAUCCGCGGCGUGGGGCCCCAGGACAGCGGGGAGUACUGCUGCACGGCCACCAACGCCUACGGCAAUGCCAGCGCCGCCAAGCCCUUCCUCGCCCGUGCUACAGAGGUCCUGAUCCAGCCCUCGGCAGAGGUGCGGGAAGGGGCAGCCGUCACCCUGACCUGCUUGGGGGCUCGGGGUGCGGCGGAGGAGACCCUCUACACCUGGUACAGGAACAGCAAGUGGCUGCGGGAGAGCUCGACCCCAACGCUGCGCUUCCCCUCCGUCCGCGGCGAGGACGCAGGCGCUUUCCAGUGCACGGUCCGGAGCAGCAACGGCAGCGACACGUCGGCGGCCGUCCCGCUCCGUGUGCUCUUCCCACCGAGGCAACCGGUGAUGAGCUCGUUCCUGGAGACCCAGGGCAGGCGCCUGGGCACCAUCCAGUGCACCGUUGAGAGCGACCCAGAGGCCAACCUGGUCCUACGGAGGGGAGAAGAAGCGAUAGCCUGCACACGGGGCUGCCCCGCAGCCCCCAGCCCCAGGGUCCACGCCACCUUCUCCUACAACAGCCUGAAGGUGGAGAUCCGGGAGGUGGUGCUGGAGGACGAGGGGACCUACGUGUGCUGGGCCGGGAACCCGCAGGGCAAUGCCAGCGCGGCCAUGGACUUCAGGGCUGAGACUGCCAGCAUCGCAGUGGCUCCGUCCUCCCAUGUGCUGGAAGGCCAAGCCGUCAACCUGACCUGCCGGCUGAGCAGCGACUCCUCGGCUCUGCCCAACUUCACCUGGUACCGAAACGGGCAGUGGCUCGCCGAGGGCUCGGCUGCCUCCCUGGUGUUUCAGCAAGUGGCCAGCACGGACGCAGGUCUCUACCACUGCAGAGCCACCACCGCCGGCGGCAGCCGGAGCUCCCCCGCCGUCUCCCUGGACGUGCUGUGCCACAGGCAGCUGCUGCUUUCCAGAAGCUCCCGUGCUGGGUGCUCAGUGGCGAGCAACCCUCCCGCCCGGCUGGCCCUGCACCGGGGCGAGGAGCUGGUGGCCGCCAGCGAUGCAGGGAGCAGCCCCAGCCCGCGGGUCAGUGUCUCGGCUGCCCCCAACACCCUCAGGGUGGAGAUCCAGGAGGUGACACCGGCGGACGAAGGCAGCUACCGCUGCACCGCCACCAACGUGCAUGGCACCGCGGCCCGCCGCCUGUACUUCCACGUGCAGACUGCCCGAGUCCUCGUCUCGCCAUCCACGGAGGUGCGGGAAGGAGACGACGUCUCCCUGACGUGCCAGGUGGUGGGAGAACCGCAGGACGACACCGUCUACUCCUGGUACAAGAACAGCGAACGGCUCCAGGGGAGCCCCGACAACCUCCUUGCCCUGCCCAGCAUCACCAGCGCCGCCGCCGGCUCCUACCACUGCCGAGCCCGCAGCCCCUCGGGGACCAGCGUCUCCCCGGCCGUCGCCCUGCGCGUCUCCUAUCCGCCGCGGGUGCCGGUGCUGACCUCCCUCCUGGAGACACCCGAGGGGCAGCGGGGCGUCCUGCAGUGCACGGUGGACAGCAGCCCGCCGGCAGAGUUGGCUCUCUUCAAGGACCGGGCGCUGGUGGCCUCCACGGCGCUGCCCCAGCCCACCGCCCCGCCGCGGCUCAGCGUCGCCUCGGCCCUCAACGCGCUGCGGGUCAGCAUCCGCCCCGUGCUGCUGGAGGACGAGGGGGAGUAUGUGUGCGCCGCCAGCAACGUCUACGGCAACGCCAGCGCCGCGGUGAACUUCACGGCAGGCACUGCCAGGCUCUGGAUCUCCCCCUCCCCGGACGUCUGGGAAGGCGAAGCCGUCAACCUGACCUGUGCGGUCCAGAGCGGUGGCGAGGAAGCCCUGAGCUACACCUGCGUCACUGCCGCCGACGCCGCCUCCUACCACUGCAUGGUGCGGACCCUGGCACGGACCCGCAGCUCUGCCCCCGCCACCCUCAACGUCCUCCGUGAGUUCCUGUGGGCAGGGGGCUUCACCCGCGGCAGGGACCCCGCCGCGCUGCAGGGAGACCCCCCCCGGAACCUGCAGAUGAAGGCCUUCGUGGAGAGCGGCGAGGGGAUGGCAGUCAUCCUCCUCUGCGCUGUUGAGAGCAACCCCCUGUCCGAGAUCACCCUGCUCAAGGGGGGGCAGUCGGUGGCCUCCAACCCCCCCGUGGGAGGUGGCCACCCCGGACAGAGCGGCCACAUCUCCCUCGCUCCCAACGUGCUGCGGCUGGAGCUUCGGGAGGCCACCGAGGAAGACGAGGGCCGGGCACGCAACCCUCUAGGCAGCGCCCGCGCAUCCCUGCCCCUCCAUGUGCAGGCCGUCAGGGUGGUGGUGCGACCCUCCGCCGAGGUGCCCGAGGGGACCGAUGUGACGCUGACCUGCCAGGACGCGGGUGCUCGCCCGGGCACCCUCUACACCUGGUACAAGAACGGGCGGUGGCUGGCGGAGGGGCUCGACGCCUCCCUCGAGCCAUCCUUCAUCUCCCUGGUGGAGCCCCACGGGGGGCUGCGGGCCAUCCUGCUCUGCACCGUCGACAGCUUCCCACCCUCCGACAUCGCCCUGCACCGGGGUCCCGCCAGCGCGCCCCUGGCCUCCACGCGGGGCCCGGCCGACCCACGCUUCACUGUCCAGGCGUCCCCCAACUCCCUGCGGGUGGGGAUGGGGGGCCUGGAGCCGCGGGACGCGGGGCUCUACGUCUGCUCGGCCAACAACAGCUAUGGCACCGCGGCCUCGUCCCUGCGCCUGGACGUGGGAGGGGUCACAGUCGCAGUUGAGCCCUCGCCAGAAGUCCCCGAAGGCACCACAGCCAUCAUGACCUGCUCAGCCAUCCCUUGGGUGGGCGAAGAGGCCAACUACACCUGGUACAAGAACAGCCGGUGGCUGCGGGACGGACCGGCCGGCUCCCUCAUCCUCACCCGCGUCUCCAGCGCCGACACCGGCUCCUACCGCUGCCGGGCGAGCGGGACACGGGGCAGCGCCGCCUCGGCCCCGCUCAGCCUCAGCGUGCUCUACCCCCCCCGGGACGUGUCCGUCAGCACCUUCCUGGAGAACCGCAGCGGGAGGGUGGGCAUCGUGCUGUGCACGGCCGACAGCCAUCCGGCUUCCACCAUCGCCCUGUACCGCCGCGGCCGGCUCCUGGCCUCCAGCCUGGCCCUCGCCACCGCGCCGGGGGUCCGCGCCUCCCCCUCCCACAACGCCCUCCGCGUGGAGCUCGGGGCCGUGGGGCCGGAGGACGCGGGCGAGUACACCUGCGUGGCUGGCAACCCCCUGGGCAACGCCACGGCCGGUGCCUACUUUGACGUGCGCACUCUCACCCAUCUCCUGGCGUUCACCAUCCUGGCCGGGCUGCUCAUGGCCGUGAUCUGCGUGGCCGCCCUCGCCCUCCUGGCUGUGAAGCUGUGGCCCAGGAUGAGGAAGUUUUGGGGCUGGUCCGCUGCCGAGGACACCUUCGAGCUGCGGAGCAAACAGGAGCAGGCGCAGGAGCAACUGUAG
Messenger RNA from Nipponia nippon (crested ibis), 5157 nucleotides. The record is from RefSeq and is a predicted model, not a curated record. Lineage: Eukaryota; Metazoa; Chordata; Aves; Pelecaniformes; Threskiornithidae.